Psylliodes chrysocephalus is the source of this 1071-nucleotide messenger RNA. The record is from the annotation of a GenBank genome assembly. NCBI's taxonomy places the organism in Eukaryota, Metazoa, Arthropoda, Insecta, Coleoptera, Chrysomelidae.
AUGUCGAGUGAAUCUGUGAAAAACUUUUCGAGUCUUGAAACUCCGGGGUAUGUUGGUUUUGCAAAUUUGCCAAACCAAGUCCAUCGAAAAUCUGUGAAAAAGGGCUUUGAAUUCACACUUAUGGUAGUCGGCGAAAGUGGACUAGGAAAAUCCACAUUAGUUACCUCAUUAUUUUUGACUGAUUUAUAUCCAGAAAGACUCAUUCCAGAUGCUAUGGAAAAAAUGGAACAGACUGUUAGAUUAGAACCUUCCACUGUGGAAAUAGAAGAAAGGGGUGUCAAAUUGAGACUUACUGUUGUGGACACUCCUGGAUAUGGAGAUGCCAUCGAUAAUAGGGAUUCCUUUAAUGAAAUAAUUGGUUACAUUAACCAACAAUUUGAGAGGUUUUUGAAAGAUGAGUCCGGUCUAAAUAGGAAGAAUAUCAUGGACAACAGAGUGCACUGUUGUUUUUAUUUUAUCUCACCAUUUGGCCAUGGUUUGAAACCAUUAGAUAUAGAAUUUAUGAAAAAACUCCACAACAAGGUAAACAUAGUUCCUGUCAUCGCCAAAGCUGACGUUUUAACGAAAAAAGAAAUGCUGAAACUAAAGAAAACCGUGUUAGAUGAAAUCGCUCAAAACGGCAUAAGGAUAUACUCACUACCAGAAUGUGAUUCAGACGAAGACGAGGAAUAUAAAGAACAGGUGCGCCAACUGAAACAGGCCGUGCCUUUCGCUGUUUGCGGCGCCAAUACGGAAUUAGAGGUGAGAGGGCGCAAAGUCAAGGGACGUUUGUAUCCGUGGGGCGUCGUCGAAGUCGAAAAUCCGGAACAUUGUGAUUUUAUCAAAUUGAGAACCAUGUUGAUUACGCACAUGCAAGAUCUACAAGAAAUUACGCAACAAGUGCAUUACGAGAACUACAGAUCGGAAAGGCUGGCCAAGGAUGGUCCUGUACCUAAGAAAAAUGGAAUGGAAGAGAAAGCUGGUGGACCGCCCAACGAAAAAGAUAGAAUCUUACAAGAAAAAGAAGCAGAACUAAAGCGAAUGCAAGAAAUGAUCGUAGCGAUGCAGGCCAAAAUGCAACAAACGCAGUGA